GGUGGGCUGAGUGCCCAAGCUUUUGUUCGGAUUGAGAUAGAAGAUAUCAACGAUAAUCAACCUGUUUUUGAACAAGCUGUCUAUGUGACGAGCAUCAGCAGUCACACAGAGCCAGGAACAGAGAUCAUCAAUGUUGUUGCCACAGACAGAGAUUCAGGAAUAUAUGGCAUUGUCACAUACGAACUGGUCCCAGGAGAAUUUUCUUCUUUUUUCACAGUGGAUACAUCCACAGGGAUUAUUUAUCUGAUCUCAGCUCUUGGCCACAUGGUGCAUUCUGUGCUCUUCCUGACUGUUUGUGCGCGGGAUGGGGGUGGCCUUCCCUCUACCACCAAUGCAGCUGUCACAGUACACAUCCUCCAGACCACUGCUGCCCCUGCCACAUUUGAGAGAUCCUGGUAUACUUUUUCUGUCCCCGAAGAUGCACCUGAAGACAGCCUGAUCGGCACUGUAAAGGCCAGAGAGCCUCCAAAUUCUUUAGAAGUGGUUUCUUACAGAAUUUCCUCUGGUGAUCCACAUGGAAGAUUCUCUAUUGACCCCCGGUUUGGUAUCAUCCGCACCAAAAAACAGCUUGACCAUGAAAGUCAGUCUGUUGUGGUGCUCACUGUUCAGUCACAGUUGGGUAACUCCCCUGUCUACAGUAGUACCCAGGUCAACAUAUCUGUGAUAGAUGUUAAUGACAACCCUCCAAUAUUUCCUACUAAAUCUGAUAAGGUAACUGUUUCACAUACCCAGCCUCCUGGCACUGCAGUCUACAUUGCUCAUGCAGAAGACAGAGACAGUGGCCUAAACGGGGCAAUCAAAUACAGUAUUGCAAGCAAGCAGUCAAAUGUAUUUAGCAUUGAUCCAAACCUUGGAGUGGUAAACCUCACCAGGACAGUGUUUGCAGAUAAGCAGCGGGAAUAUACUCUGCACAUAGCAGCUGAAGACUGUGGAAGUCCUUCUCUGACUUCUUUGCUGAUGUUGACAGUGAUUAUUGAAGAAAAGAAGAUGGGCCCUACUUUGAUUUUUCAAAACUUGGUGUAUCAAGUAGAAAUCAGUGAAGCUACCUCUCCAGGUGCCCGAAUCCUUCAGGUUCAGGCCCAUUCAAUUGAUCCACACGGUGUUACCUCCAAGCUGACAUACUCCUUAGAGCCUAGCACAGAUUCUGUUGCAUUUGGAAUCAGUUCUGAUACUGGCUGGAUUUAUCUUCGGAAACAUUUGAACUAUGAAUGUGCACAGAUACUAAGUUUUAGAGCUCUGGUCAGCGCCUCCGAGGAUAAAAACCUCAGGCAAAAUGCAAGUACAUCAGUAAUAGUUAAAGUCCUGGAUGAAAAUGAUAAUUCUCCUAUGUUUAUGCGUGAAAGCUACUUCUUUGAAGUGGAGGAAAAUCCAGUUCCUAGAGGUGUGGUUGGCACCAUUACAGCUGUUGACAAAGACUCAGGAAGAAAUGGACAACUUUCCUAUUUUCUCUUGUCUGAUGGAAAGUAUUUCAAGAUUAAUUCCAACACAGGUGAAAUCAUAAACUGGGUGGCACUAGACCAUGAAAAACAAGCUCACCACCAGCUGACCGUGCUAGUGACUGAUCACGGGUCACCACGGCUAAACACCACAGCAGCCGUGUACAUCGUGGUGAGGGACCUCAAUGACAACAAGCCCCUCUUCCCUCAGGCGGUGCCCGGGCGGGGGCUGCAGCUCAAGGUUUUGGAAGGGCAGCCAUCGGGGACACUUAUUACCACUGUCUUUGCAAAAGACUUUGAUUCUGGAAACAGCGGUGUUGUGUUAUAUUCAAUAGAAUCAGAGGAUAUAGGAGACUUUCAGAUUGAUGCUGUCAGUGGGGAGUUAAGAACAACCCGGUCUCUAUCACAUGCUGAGAGAUCAGACUACAGAAUGAUGGUCACAGCCAGGGACCAGGGGAUACCGUCACUUCAAGGACAUGCUGCUGUUUACAUCCAGGUAAUCCCACUUCCCAGUGGGAGAUCUGUCUUCUCUCAAGAUGUCAAGCACUUUGUUGUACCUGAAAAUUUUAAGCCUGCACAAGUGCUGAAUUCUCUGAAGUGGCCUGAUAAUCAUCUAACAAGUAACAGGAAACUGCAUUUCAGUAUCACUAAAGAUAAUGAUGAUGUUCAUUUUGAAAUAGAUAGCUUGACAGGAGAUCUUUUUCUUUCCAAGGAACUUGACUAUGAAACAACUUCACAUUUCCUUUUGCAAGUUAUUGUAAAGGAUUAUAAUAAUAAUCCUCCACAGAAUAACACUAUCUUCCUAAGUAUCGAUGUAGAAGAUCAGAAUGAUCAUUCACCGUGUUUUCAAGAUGACUUUGUAGUGAUUGGCAUAGAGGAAAAUGUACCUGUUGGCACUCUGGUUUACACGUUCAAUGCAAAAGAUGGAGAUGGCGGUUUUCUGAACAGCAAAAUACAGUAUUCCCUAACAAUGAGUAACGUUGGUGAAAAUCCAUUUCUUAUUCACCCUUCGUAUGGCACCUUGACCACAGCAUUUCCACUAGACAGGGAGAUUACUCACUCUGUGAUCCUUACGGUGUCUGCGACAGACCAGGCAAUAAAUCUGACUGAUCGCAGGCUUGAUUCCCUGGUUGCGAAAAUUGUUAUUUUAGAUACCAAUGACAACAGUCCCAAUUUUAUGUCUUCACCUCUUUCCUAUGUCAUGGAGGAUGCUGAGGUGGGCUUCCUUGUGCACUCCAUAAUUGCAAAGGAUCCUGAUGAGGGAAGAAAUGGACAAGUUACAUACCACAUUCUUUCAGGCAAUGAAAACAAAGCGUUUGUGUUGGAUAAAAUCACAGGACUCUUAACUACAGCCCAGCUUCUGGACCGUGAGAUUCAGGAGCGCUACAGUUUGACAGUCAUGGCUAUUGAUGAUGGCAGCCCAGCUCUCUCUGCCACGCAAGUUCUAACUGUCAUUGUUCUUGAUGUGAAUGAUGAGACCCCGGUAUUUCUGAAGCAACUUUACGAGACUACGGUUCAUGAAAACCAAGAUCCAGGGGAGUUUGUUAUAAAGGUGGAAGCUGUGGACAGAGAUGCAGGACUGAAUUCCUUGCUUUGGUAUGAAAUCUUACCAGGAAUUGGUUAUGAGAAAUUCGAGAUGAACUCAGACAGUGGAGAACUCAUAACAACUGCAUCACUGGACAGGGAAACCCAGGAGUUUUUCAGUAUUAAAGUUUUGGUUCGAGAUAGUGGAACCCCAUCGCUGUCAAGCACAGUGACGGUUAUCUGCACAGUGCUGGAUGAAAACGAUCACUCUCCCGUGUUUCUUCUUCCCAUCUCUGAGAUCCGUAUUCCAGAGAACCAACAGCCUUCUGUCGUGUAUGUUACCCAGGCUGUAGAUACGGAUGCUGGCAGUAAUGGAGCUCUACGAUACAAAAUAAUUGGUGGAAAUGUUGGAGAAUACUUCACAUUAAAUAACACUUCAGGAAAACUGCUGGUCACUCGUAGCUUAGACAGAGAAGACGUCAGCAAUUUCACUCUUGUAAUUGAGUGCCAUGACCUAGGCAGUCCCUUGAGAAGCUCCACUGCACAGCUCUAUCUAACGGUCUUGGAUGAAAAUGACCACAGCCCGAUGUUUGCAAAGACCCACUAUCAGAUCUCCGUGAGAGAAGACCUAGAGGAAGGGUCAGCCAUCCUGGACCUCUUUGCUUCUGACGAAGAUGAUGGCCUGAAUGGUGAAGUUACGUACUCCCUUGUUGACACCACCUUUGGGGCUUUUGCUAUCGACAGUGUGACGGGGUCUAUAGUUACUACAAAGGCACUGGACCGGGAGACCAAAUCCCAGUAUAUAUUUAGGGCUGUGGCAAGUGACUGUAGCACCCAUUUGCCAAGAAGCACCACUGUCACUGUUGUGGUGCACAUUGAUGAUGUCAAUGACAAUGAGCCUGUUUUUUUGCAGAAUCCUAUCAGGGUCUUUGUGCCUGCUGAAACCCCUGCGAAUGAGACAGUAGCCACUGUGAUAGCAGAGGACAUGGAUCUGGGAUCAAACGGAGCUGUUGUUUUUAGUUUGAUGAUAGCAGAAACUGUAUUUCAGAUCAAUGCAAAAACAGGUGACAUCAUUCUUCAGGAGCCCUUGGCUUCCACGGACUUCAGUACCCAGCUGCUGGUGACAGCUUCAGAUCAAGGUAUCUCACCUCGAACAGCCACAGCUAUGGUCAUUAUCUUUACAGCAGAACAAGAGGAGGAGAUUUCAUUCAGCCGUAGCCUGUAUGAAGCAAGCGUGCCCGAGAACAGUGCAGCAGGUACAUCACUUCUAACUGUAGAAGCUUGUGGACACAAAUCUACAGGAGAAGACAUAAAAUACAGCAUCUUCAAUGACAAAGAAAGCAUAUUCUCAAUACACCUCAUUACAGGUGCAAUCACAGUAAAAGAGCCAAAGUUUCUUGAUUAUGAAGCUAAGAAUAAAAUACAUCUUUCAGUUUUGGCUGAAAAUAGCUUGGAUUCAGCACUUUGUGGAGUGACAGUUUUGAUACAAGAUGUGAAUGACAAUGUUCCUAAAUUUGAGCAAAGCUAUUACAAAGCAUCAGUAUGGGAAGGCCAGAGUCCCAAAACAGACAUCAUACAGGUAUUUGCUACUGACCUUGACAGCGGGCUGAAUGGAGAAACUGAAUAUUCAAUUUUAUCUGGUAAUGAAGACGCAACAUUUCUAAUUGAUUCAGCACGAGGGAUUUUAGCAACUAAUACAGUCCUAGAUCAUGAAGACACUUCAUCUUACAGGUUGGUUGUACAAGCUGCUGAUAAAGGAAACCCCAGACUUUCUGCUACAAGUAUUGUGAGGAUACAAGUGUUAGAUGUUAAUGACAAUGCUCCAGUUGUCCAACCACUAGGUGAACUGAAGGUCCCAGAAAAUGCCCUGCCUGGUUUUAUAGUGACUCGGGUGCCAGCAAGUGAUGCGGACUCCAGGCCAGCACUUCAGUUUGGUUUUAUUUAUGAUAAUAGUCCUAGAAUGAAGUUUGCCAUUGAUCAACACACCGGUGUAGUCACAGUGGUGGAACCAUUAGAUUUUGAAGAAACUGCUGUGUAUAAGCUGAGAAUCAUAGUUUCAGAUUCUGUACAUCAAACAGAAGCAGAACUCACCAUCCUUGUUUUGGAUGUCAAUGAUAACCCGCCAGUGUUUACUCAGGAUUCAUAUCAGGUGAGCUUACCAGAGCUAAUUUCUAUGGAUGCCACUGUCCUGACAGUCUCUGCUGUGGAUAGGGAUUCGGAGCAUAAUGGAAUGAUUUCCUACAAAAUUCUCUCUUCCUCUGAGGGAUUUUCCAUUGAUCAUAAGAAUGGUUCAGUGUUCGCUACGGGACCAGUGACACAGCUGGAAAAGGUUUCCAUUAUUCAGCUCCUGAUAGAAGCCACGGAUGGUGGCAGUCCCACUCGGAGUGCAGUUACCUCCGUAGAGGUGCGCAUAGAAGAUGUAAAUAACUAUGCCCCUCAGUUCACAAGGGUUCUGUACAAUCUCAGCGUGAACGAGGAUACCUCAGUUGGAGAAAGUGUGCUCACGUUUUCAGCCAUCGACUAUGAUUGGACACAUGAAAACACAUAUAUUGAAUACUCUAUUAUUGAUGGUAAUGCUGAGAAUUUAUUCUCCGUGGAAACAAGUGUUGUGAAGCCAGAAACAUCCUACAGACUUGUUGGCCGUCUUGUUUUGAGCAAUGUUCUCGACAGGGAAACGGCUGCUUCUCACCGUUUGGUUCUCCUUGCAUCUGAUCGUGGAACGCCGUCCUUGAAUUCAACUGCUACUGUGCUAAUAACUGUGCUGGAUGUUAAUGAUAAUCCUCCAGUAUUUAGCAGCCCAGAGUACCAUAUUCAUGUCAAAGAAAGCAUCCCUGUAGGUAGUCACCUCACCGAAGUUUCUGCAAAUGACUGCGAUGCAGGCACUAACGCAGAGAUCACUUACGCUAUCAUCUCUGGAAAUGACAGGGGACAUUUUCGUUUGGAUGGGAAAACGGGAUCAGUGGAUUUGAUGAAGACACUGGAUUAUGAGGAUACCAUUAAAUUCACUUUGAUCAUCCAAGCCACAGAUGGAGGAGCUGAUGUAAAAAAUGUGGCUUUUUCUGUUGUUCUUGUUAGUGUCCUAGAUGACAACGAUUAUGCCCCACUGUUUUUGUUUCCCAGCCUGAGCUGCACUGUCAGUGAAAAUCUGCCUACCUUUUCUUUUGUGUGCGCUGUUAGUGCGCUGGAUUUUGAUAAAGGCUCCUAUGGACACCUUACCUACUCCAUCCAGUCUUCGUGUUUGGCUCAUCAUGAAGCGCCUAGAGACCAUGACAUGUUCUUCAUUGAUCCUUUGACAGGAGAUAUCCAUACAAAGCAAAUGUUUGACUAUGAAAGUCAGAAUAGGUACUGUCUCAUAAUCCAAGCAAAAGACAAAGGUGACUCACUGGGUACUGUUACAGUUCAGGUAGAUAUUGAGGGGGGAGAUGAAUUUGACCCAGUGUUUACACAAGAUCAGUAUUUCUUUAAUCUCCCUGAGAAGAACGAAGCAGGCCAGUUGCUUGGCAGAGUGGCAGCAUCAGACGGCGAUAGUGGACUGGACGGAGUUGUUCAUUACUCCCUACUAAAAACUUCUCCAUUCUUUUAUGUGAAUCAAACCAGUGGUAAUAUUUAUUUGACUCAGACUGUUCACAGAAAGAAAAAUGGCAGCAAAAGGAGUGAUGAUACCCUGGAAUUGUUGGUAAGAGCUCACAGCCCCAAAAUUGAGUCAAAGUUCACAAUAUGCACCGUUUUGGUGAAUGUUUCCAACUCUCCUGAGAGUUAUCCCACAGUGUCAGCAUACAGCCUGACCAUUAGCAUUUCCAUCUCCUUGAUAGUGUUCCUACUGCUUGCCGUCAGUCUUACUGCACUUACUCUGAGACAUAAGCGGAAAGAUCUGAUGAACUCCUGUGUGAAAAAAGAAGCAGUAUCCUCCUUAGCUACUGAUGUGAAUUCAGCCAGCGAAGAUAAGGACAGCCAGAAAAUCCAAAGUACUGAGAGCAGUAUGCUUCCCAUGGGUGCCAUAGCAGAAUGGCUGAGCCUAGCAGGAAUCGGAGAGGGGAAGGAUGAUGAUGUCCCCUGCAGACAUUCAGACUCCAGUGGCCAUGGUUCUGCCGAAGGAGAAACUGCAGAGGAUGAGGAAAUCAAAAGAUUCAAUGAGCAUCCUUGCAGAAAGAACGCUGGCUCAGUGCUGAGUGAGUGUGGCUCAUGGGUGCCGGAUUCAGGGAUCCCAAGAGAGCCUGAUCAACUCUCCUGUCAGUCUGGAGAAACAGAGGUCUUGACUACCACACAAAGCGUGGAGAGCGUGCAGGCCAUUAAAGGAGAAGGCAGAGAAGAAGCCUGUGACACAGCCUACACACAUAAAAUGUUGUCUCAAACACUUAAGAAAAUUGGAAUAAAAGAGCAAGACAUAAUGACAGACCUCACAAGAGAGUGUGUCUUGAUGUCAAGUAGGCAGGACUCGGGGUGUGAUUCGCUUGCAACCUUUGACACCUCUGAUGAGGAUCUCAGAGGUGGUGAUAACUGGGAUUAUGUGCUCAGCUGGGAACCCAGAUUUGAACUUCUUGCCUCAGUGUUUAAUGACAUUGCAAAACUGAAAGAUGAAAACGUACACAUUCAUAGCUUCCCUAAGGAGAAGAAAACUCUUGUUUUCCCUCCUCCCUUGAUAACAUCAGUAGCUCAGCCUGGCGUAAGGACAGUGCCACCACGAAUGCCAAAUAUCGUAUCAGGGCAACCAUUUAAAAAAUACCCUCGUUCUCCCCUUAUCCAUAACCUUGGAUACCCUCCACCAACCAUGACGCCCAGUUUUUCUCCUUCUCUCUCUUUGCUUACCAUGCAGACGCCUACUGCUUCUCCAGUAAUGUCUGAUGGGAAAAUGAUAGGAACAUGUCUUAUUGAUCCAAGCCAUGAACUUGCAACAGAGGAGGAAAUUCAGGUCUAG
Molecule: messenger RNA, 7875 nt
Organism: Cariama cristata (Red-legged seriema)
Lineage: Eukaryota; Metazoa; Chordata; Aves; Cariamiformes; Cariamidae
Gene: DCHS2
Product: dachsous cadherin-related 2
Exons: 18
Biological process (GO): homophilic cell-cell adhesion
Cellular component (GO): plasma membrane
Molecular function (GO): calcium ion binding
Source: RefSeq, a predicted model, not a curated record